This is a messenger RNA of Penaeus vannamei (Pacific white shrimp), 666 nucleotides long. The record is from RefSeq and is a predicted model, not a curated record. Lineage: Eukaryota; Metazoa; Arthropoda; Malacostraca; Decapoda; Penaeidae.
UUGACUUUUGUUAUUGUUUUGGCAAAAUUCUGACAGGACACGACAGCGGUUACAGCUGAUCAAGGGCGAGACCAAUUACCUUUUUUCAGGUUUUUAAAAUUUCCUCUUUGGGACUUUGGAGACAGUCCCUCAUUCUCUUUUCUAUAAUUGUUGAAGAGGACAGCAGCGACUAUGGAUGAUGCACCGGUGAUUUACGGUUUAGAAGAUUUCCAGGCCCGAGCUUUAGCAGCACAUACAGCAGAAACAGAGAAAAUAAAUUUUCUUGUUGGAACUCAGUCUCUUAGAAGAACAAAUCAGGUUCAGUUGAUUGAGUUUGAUGAUGACACAAGUCUGGUCACAAAGCAGACUUUUGAACAUCCUGCUGGGGAAGUCUGGCGGAUUUGUGCAGCACCACAGAGUGUCAAUCUUAUUGCAACAGUGUAUAACAAUACACAAGAUUAUUGCGGAGAGUUUGGUGCUGCCAUUUGGAGACUCCCACUCGAAGGCUCAACCUCUGGUGUCCUUGAUGAUACAAGGUACAAUCAUAGACUAAAUUUAUGCAACCAGUGGCAGAUCCAUACCCACCAAUUCUACAAAGGGCAUGAACCAGAGCCCACUCAGUUUAUAACGCUUUCACCAAGGAGAGUCUUAGAGGUGCCAAUCCAGGGCCAGAUUAAGGCAUACUGA